Molecule: messenger RNA, 4453 nt
Organism: Xiphophorus maculatus (southern platyfish)
Lineage: Eukaryota; Metazoa; Chordata; Actinopteri; Cyprinodontiformes; Poeciliidae
Gene: adgrg4a
Product: adhesion G-protein coupled receptor G4
Exons: 29
Coding region: 164-3835 (1223 amino acids)
Biological process (GO): adenylate cyclase-activating G protein-coupled receptor signaling pathway; cell surface receptor signaling pathway
Cellular component (GO): membrane
Molecular function (GO): G protein-coupled receptor activity
Source: RefSeq, a predicted model, not a curated record
AGCUGUCAUGGUGCACACAGAUUCUUGAUAAGUGAAGUGAGAGCUGACUUUCUGACAAAACACUUAAUAACAUAAAACUGGAUCCUUAGAAAGUGAGUACAUAAUGCAGAUGAACACCUGAGUGCUGAAGAAGUCCUGAAGUUUUGUUUCAAUUCUUGCUGUCAUGAUGUCAAUGAGAAGCUUCACUUUUCUGAUCAUCUGUUUGCCUAUACUGAUGUCACUGUGUCCUCUAAAUUCAGCAGCCAACUCUGCCAGCACCAGCCUGUGGGGAAAGAAGUUGGCGUUUAAUGGGCCUCCAUGUUUGUGGCAGCUCCACCCGGAAGUGAGGGUUCCAGCUCUGAUGGAUUUGAGCGUCUGCAUUUGUUUAAAACGCACCAGUUCAGCACAAUGGACAGGCUUUCUUUAUAGAUCUACAGAACGGAAAGAGCUGGGACUUGAAGGCAAUAAUUCACAUUUAAAAAUUUGGCUUUUUGGAAAACAAUACCAAAUAGAUCAGGACCUCUCAUUAAAGACAUGGCAUUCCAUCUGUCUCACAUGGUCUGGUAAAAACCAGAAGCUGAUGGUGUACUUAAAUGGAUCUAGUGUAAAAAAUAAACUUUUUUAUUCAGAUGAUGCACACCAACAGCUGGCACCAAAUGGCACUCUCACUCUGGGCGUUUCUCAUAGUGUUCUCCCUAAUGGUGCACUGAAGCCGGAGAGCGGUAACAACUUGCUAGGUGAGAUAGGUUUGUUCAGGAUGUGGGGGAAGGAGUGGAGCGCUGAGGAGGUGAGCAGCCUGGGUUGUGCAGACGGAGAUGUGGUGAGCUGGGAUCUGCGGCAGUGGAAGAAUGACUGUCCUCCUGUCCCCGACAACAAUCUAACCUGUGGUUGGUCGAAUUACAAAAUCAAAAUGUGGGUGACAGUAACCAACCUCAAAAGUCCUGAAAACUGCUCACUGGCUCUGGAAGGAAUCACAAGAAACUGGCUUGUGAACAUUUUCCCCAACAACAUUUCUGUCCAAGACAUUUACGUUUCAUCUCAAAGCCCAAGAUGCGAAGUGCACCUAGACGAGGAUUUGCCAAAACAGUCUAACCGAGUCUGUAAGAAAUGUUUCGGCUGUGAGGUGUAUGUGAGCGUGGAUCCUGCUGCAAACGUCAAAACAGUUCAGACGGACAUUUCUGCCUUGCUGAGUACGAACUUCUCUUUCAACUUCCUCACCAUAGAAGCUGGUCAUGACAGCAUCGCCGUUCUUCCUGCUGUGAUUUCCCCUCAUGUGACAAGACCACCACCAACUAUUACGCCUUCAUUAACCACCUCACCAUGGACACAAAAAUUCACAACCUCAGAAAAAGGUUUAACGGAGACCACACCGAAUAGGCCUGCCAAGUUUUCAACGACGGGAAAACCUGUAGAUCGCACUGUAACAGUUGUCAUGCCAGAUCAGUUUUUUCGAGUUAAUUUGACCUUAGUCAUAACAGGAAUCCAGUCAAAGCCUACAGACAUCAUUGAAGAAUGGCUGCAACAAAAGCUUGAGACCAAUAACAGUUUGAGUGUGGUGAAUCUUGUCAUAAAAGGCGGUUAUGACAGGAGCAUGGGAGAGUACACUGGCUUACUGACUCCCAUCAUCAAACAGAAUCAAUACAACUGCACCUUCCAUGUUCAAGAGUAUCAGAAGAAAAAUGUGGCUGAAGUUGAGCAAUUAAUUUAUUCUGCCUUGACAUCAGAAUAUGGAAACAUCUCUUUUGCAAUUCAGACAACAAAUAUAUCAAUCAAACACAUAGAGCCAAAAAGCUGUUUAGAAGAAAAAACCUCAUCAUUUUAUGGGCAAUAUAUUUGGCCAGAAACAUUUCCACAAGUCACUGCAGAGAUGCGAUGCAGGAAACCAGCAUCGAAUCGAGCCUACAGACUUUGUAAACUACACAUUGAAACUGAUACGACCAGCUGGGAUAAUCCUAAUAUGACAAACUGCAACAAGUUUCAGACAAUUUCAGACAUCAGCAACAUUACAGUCACACCUGAUAAUGCAGCAGAGGUUGUGGACAUAAUUCAGGACCUCGUAGAUGUUCAGCUCAGUAAUAACUCCCAGCUGUCUUCCUCUGAGCUGGGAUUGGUGAUGGACAAGCUAAGUGAAGUGGUAGAUGUAAGCAUCAUCGAACCUAAAGUUGGCGUUGACAUUGUUAACAUCGUGGCCAACAUCCUGCUUUCUGAAACUGACGUCACACCAGUCACUGACAUUGUCCUUGAUCUUACAGACCAGAUGGGGAACAGUAUAGAAUUUCAAGGGGAAUGUACAAAUAUCACAUCUCCUGCGCUUGCCCUUUCCAUGAUUAAUGUCGAUCCAGAUCAGUUCAGUGGCCUCACCUUUGGUGUGUCUCUGUCAUCCUCAACGAACCCUGAGAUAUUUGUUAACCAGAGCUUUGUCAGCAAACCACUUGCAGAAACAAGUGCGACUAUUUCCUUGCCCGCUGAGAUCAACAACUUUUUCCCACCUGGAGUCAGAAACACAACACGAGUGCAAUUUCAUUUUUAUGGAACGCCCAACCUCUUUCAGGACCCCUACUUAAUCAAUGAAAGUGAUGGGAAUUGGACCUUAAACUCCUUUGUGGUUUCUGCCAGCGUUAAUAACAGCCAAGUUAUCAACCUGCAGGAACGAGUGGUGGUGACCUUCAAGCACGAAGAAACCAGACGGUCAAAGUGUGUGUUCUGGGAUUUCCAAAAGUACAGCAGCCUUGGUGGUUGGAGCAGCAGCGGCUGUGAAACCCGUAACAUUUCCCCUCAUCAGACCAGCUGUCUCUGUGAUCACCUCACACAUUUUGGUGUCCUGCUGGAUGUAAGCCAAGGCCCAAUGGACCCCGAAGAUAUCCGGAUUCUCACAAUAAUCUCUUACCUUGGUUGUGGUCUUUCCUCCAUCUUUCUAGGAAUCACUUUGCUCACCUACCUUAUUUUUGAAAAGUUGCGUCAGGACUAUCCAUCUAAAAUACUCAUCAACUUGUCCGCUGCACUGCUGGGUUUGACCAUGUUCUUUCUUAUCGACUCGUGGCUCGCAUCCUUCUCCAGCUAUGCAUUGUGCAUCACGACAGCUGCUUUCCUCCACUAUUUCCUCUUGGCUUCCUGCACCUGGAUGGGCUUGGAGGCCUUUCACAUGUACUUCGCACUGGUGAAGGUUUUCAACACCUACGUGCCCGCCUAUUUACUGAAAUUCUGCGCUGUUGGAUGGGGUAUUCCUUUGGUGAUAGUCAGCCUUGUGCUCGCCAUAGAUAAAGACACUUAUGGAAGCUUUGUUCCUGAACAAACAGGAGUGGCGCUUGAGUCCACUGAACAAUUCUGUUGGAUUCAGAAUAACAUUUUCUACUACAUCACAGUGGUGGGAUUUAUUCUCUUCAUCUUCUUGGGCAACCUGGGCGUGUUCGUCGUGGUUCUGAUCCAGAUCAAACAAAUGAGGGCCAACAAACCGCUAGUCAAGAGCCGCAGCACGCUGCAGGACUUCAGAGCAGUUGUCGGCCUCACUGUCCUGCUGGGCCUCACCUGGUCGUUGGGCUUCUUUUCAUUCGAACCAGCACGAGUGGUCAUGAUGUACCUAUUUGCAAUCUGCAACUCUUUUCAAGGAUUUUUUGUUUUUGUGUUCCACUGUUUGAUGAAGGAAAAUGUGAGGAAACAGUGGAAAAUUUAUUUGUGCUGUGGACGUUUCAGGGCUAAUGAAACCUCAGACUGGAGCCGCUCUGUAACAAUGGACGUUCGUAACAAAAAGGGCAAUCUUGUCAAAUCCGACUCAGUUCACUCUGACAACACCUCCUCCACCAAGUCACUGACUCCUCCACGUAAUCUCCAAAACACUCACACCGCUAGGUGGCAGUAGUGAGCUUCUGAAGCAGGAAGACAAGAUCAAUCAGUCACAAAUUUGGGUACAAAUAAUUUUUUAUAAUGAGCAGGGAGAAAUCACAAAAAGCACAUUUCUGAAAUGGUACUCAGGAUUUUUUUUUUACUAUUAUGAACAUUUCACCUUAAAGUAUUGUCACAUGUGACAAGUAUACACUGAAAUGAACUAGGUCUAAUUAAUUAAUUUCAUAGAAAGGUUAGGUUGGCAAUAGUAGAGGUAUAAAAUCUGCAGGGCACUUUCAAGGAUUUCAAAACAAGACAGAGAAACAUUUUUAUAUAUUGUUACAUCUUGUUAUAUAUUUUACAGAAACUGCUGCUCAUUUGUUCUUUAUCUCUGUAUGUUUCCACUAAAGACAAUUUUGUAAACUGUGCUUGAUUUUAAUUUUUAAAUAAACUAUUUAUUUUAAUUUGAUUUUAUUUACUGAGAACUAAUAAGCUCGUGAGAAUCAGAUAUCUUUUUUAUCUGUAUUUUUAAUUUUUGGUAGCAAGAUAAAUUUGGGUAAUUUAAUGUGAAUGCAUAUCAAAAUUUAACUGCAGCAAGAUUAUUUUUGUAAGACGUAUCCUGUGUCAUUUUUAUUGCUAAAAUAAAAAUGUGAUC